UUGUAGCUGGUCUGAAUGACGCCCAAAGGACUGAUGAUGUGGACCGAGUAGAGCAAUAUAAAAGAGUUUUCCUCCGGUGGGAAAUCAAGAGAUCUGAUCAUCCCGCCUCAGUUAAGAUGACAUGGUACGCCACCAACUUCCAGAACAAUGUGGAGAUGGAUACAUCUCACAGGAAAGUCCUGCUGUUCAUGUUGAUACUGCUGCUGUCUCAGCUGGGAUGCAACGCGCAGAGUGUGUCUGAGUGCUGCAGACAACCUGCUCGCUCCUGUCGCCUCCAGGUGCUGCUGUGUCGUUCUGGCAACAAGAGCAUGGGAGGAGCCAUCAAUGGAGAUGCAGCAGCUGGGAUUCUUACCCUGGGUAAACGGAACGAGGAAGAGUUUCCUUUGCAAAGCCGACUCCAUCAGCUUCUUCAUGGCCACAACAACCAAGCAGCUGGGAUACUGACUAUGGGAAGAAGGACUGCAGAGAGAGAUAGGGAGCAAUAACAGACUAAUUGGUUCUGUCAGAAAAAAAAUUACUGUGACACCUUUACCUAAAUGAACUAUGUUUAUAGAAAGAUUAUAUCUACAGCAAGUAACCUAAAUAAAAAAAAAAAACAAGUAGACAAGCUAUUUGUUUACUUUUAACCUUUUGAUUUAAAUUAAUGUCAAAAUUAUUAAGAAACUAGUCUGUGAUGUAAUUAUAAGUGUAUGUUUCUUGAACAAAGUGUGAAUAAGAACAAAUGGUCAACAUGUGCUUUAAGAGCCACCAGAAAAAAACAGUCUGAUAGUAAACUAAUGUUUACCAUUGAUUUACCUGCAAUAAACUCAAUUCUCA
Cyprinodon tularosa is the source of this 816-nucleotide messenger RNA. RefSeq names its product hypocretin (orexin) neuropeptide precursor (gene hcrt). Bases 117 to 485 code for a protein of 122 amino acids. Gene Ontology annotation, biological process: neuropeptide signaling pathway; feeding behavior. Lineage: Eukaryota; Metazoa; Chordata; Actinopteri; Cyprinodontiformes; Cyprinodontidae. The record is from RefSeq and is a predicted model, not a curated record. The transcript is spliced from 2 exons.